Molecule: messenger RNA, 8447 nt
Organism: Egretta garzetta (little egret)
Lineage: Eukaryota; Metazoa; Chordata; Aves; Pelecaniformes; Ardeidae
Gene: SLC23A2
Product: solute carrier family 23 member 2
Exons: 20
Coding region: 1352-3328 (658 amino acids)
Biological process (GO): transmembrane transport; L-ascorbic acid metabolic process
Cellular component (GO): membrane
Molecular function (GO): transmembrane transporter activity
Source: RefSeq, a predicted model, not a curated record
UGGAGCCGCCAUCCAGAGUGCCCUGGGCGCAGCAGGAAAACGCGCUUCUUCAGAAGAAUUGCUUGCACAUGGAUUCAAGUGAUGAAAGGUUAAAACCGGGAUUCUUUCUCUGCUAUCACUUCUCUGCUGAGAUAUGAGUAAGCAACCACGAGGGUGCUGCUGCCUGUUCUUUGCAGAGUAAAGGACCAUUUGAACUCCCAAGAGAGUUUGAAGAAAACCUGUUUUACUCUGUGCUACAAAAUUCCUCUAAUGGACUUAAAAAUGAUUUUGUGCCCCAUGUCCAUACCCUUUUGGAAGUAGAUUAAGUGAAAAUAAGUUGCUCUGGUCCUGCCUGUACGCAUCUGUGAGCAGAAGCUGCCAUUUAUUGCCACAGCCUUGAACAACACCCAUGCAUGAACUUUGAUGCAGGGUGGCAAGACCCAGCUUGUCUCCUGCUCGGAGACCAUCUCUCCAAAUGACACGGGCUUCAUCUGAUGGGUAGCUGCAAGCAAAACGCCAGUGUGGAUGUGCAGCAGCAAAGCAAAAAUGUCAGGAGCUGUCAGCCACCGGCUCUUGCAGUGCUUUUUCUGCUGCCAUAACGUCUCAGCCGGGAGAUGUGGCUCCAGCAAUUCAGCAGUAUUGGCAACUGGAACCUGGCAGAAAAAGAGAACAGGGAGGAUAAAUGCAUGCUGUUUUCCUGGCCCCCUCCUGCUCCCGCUCCUCCCAAGACGUAAGGACUCUCCCUUGGCUAGUUCCAGGGGCUGUGCUUUUGGAAAGAGGGCUGGGAAUGAACUCCAAGAGGUGACUAAGCCCAUCUCCUCCUUCCUCUGCCAAAUACAGGCCUUCUUCCUGACUCAGCAAGUUAAAUCUCAUCUAUUUGGUACAGCCCCUGAGGUACCAGACAUAACAGCAUCAAGAAAAUCAGCUUCUCGUCCAAAUCACAAGCUGUCCAGUUGAGUUAGUGUUACUCUACUACUCCAUAUUCCAGAGGAAGAAGCAAAACCAUCACUGCUGCAGGACAGUGUGACAGCAUAAAAUGGGCUCUGGCUCCCUCAACAAGUGAAAUGCUGGGGUAUUUUCUGAAACUUUACAGCAUGGAAGGCCACAUGGAAGGCUGUGGCUUGCAGCUCGAACUGUUGCACUGAGCAUAAGCUGGAAGAACGGCGGUGGAGGAAUUGGCUGAGACGGUCUCUGGAAGUUGGUACAGGUUUCUGGAGGUGCCAUUGAUGCUAACGAUACUUAAAAAAGCAACCCUAAUGUCCCAGCUGAAUUACUGAGCACUUUUUGUGAUUCCUGGAGGUGCUGCUGUUUAAGUAAGAAAUUGUCCUUAGUACUUGGCCUGUCAUCCCAGAAGCAUCCGCUUGGGUACUGUAUGCAAGUCCUUGACGUUCUGGAAACGAUGGGGAUCGGUAAGAAUACCACUUCGAAAUCAGUGGAGGCGGGAGGCUCAACAGAAGGCAAAUAUGAAGAUGAAUCUAAACAUCCCACCUUUUUCACCCUGCCUGUCGUGAUAAAUGGUGGGGCAACAUCCAGCGGUGAUCAGGAUACAGAAGACACAGAGUUGAUGGCCAUCUAUACUACAGAAAAUGGGAUAGCAGAAAAGAGCUCUUUGGCAGAGACGCUGGACAGCAGCGGCAGUUUAGACGCACAGAGAACUGACAUGAUUUACACUAUCGAAGACGUUCCUCCUUGGUAUCUCUGCAUAUUUUUAGGGUUACAGCAUUACUUAACAUGUUUCAGUGGAACUAUAGCAGUGCCCUUUUUGCUAGCUGAUGCCAUGUGUGUUGGAUUUGACCAGUGGGCUACCAGCCAGUUGAUUGGGACCAUUUUCUUCUGCGUGGGCAUCACUACAUUGUUACAAACAACUUUUGGGUGCAGGUUACCCUUGUUUCAAGCGAGUGCUUUUGCAUUCCUAGCACCUGCUAGAGCAAUACUCUCCCUGGAGAAGUGGAAAUGUAAUAAUACAGAUAUAACAGUUACAAAUGGAACGACAGAACUGCUUCACACUGAGCACAUCUGGUAUCCCAGAAUACGAGAGAUCCAAGGUGCUAUUAUCAUGUCCUCCUUGAUAGAAGUGGUGAUCGGUUUGCUUGGCCUUCCUGGCGCCCUGUUGCGAUACAUCGGACCUCUGACCAUCACGCCAACUGUUGCUCUCAUCGGCCUCUCCGGUUUCCAAGCUGCUGGAGAAAGAGCAGGCAAACACUGGGGUAUCGCUAUGUUGACUAUUUUCCUAGUACUGUUGUUUUCUCAGUAUGCCAGAAAUGUCAAAUUUCCCUUACCCAUUUACAAAUCCAAGAAAGGAUGGACAGCAUACAGGCUGCAACUUUUCAAGAUGUUCCCUAUUAUUUUAGCUAUUUUGGUGUCGUGGUUGCUUUGCUUCAUCUUCACUGUGACAGACGUCUUUCCCCCUGACAGUUCCAAGUACGGCUUCUACGCUCGCACGGAUGCCCGACGAGGAGUGCUGUUGGUAGCUCCAUGGUUCAAGGUUCCUUAUCCUUUUCAGUGGGGACUGCCAACAAUUUCAGCCGCUGGAGUAAUAGGAAUGCUUAGCGCAGUUGUUGCUAGCAUUAUUGAAUCCAUAGGAGAUUACUAUGCCUGUGCCAGGUUGUCUUGCGCUCCUCCUCCACCUAUUCAUGCGAUAAACAGAGGGAUUUUUAUUGAGGGUCUCUCCUGUGUUCUGGAUGGGGUAUUUGGGACUGGGAAUGGAUCCACUUCUUCCAGCCCUAACAUUGGUGUCUUGGGCAUCACAAAGGUCGGAAGUCGCAGGGUUAUUCAGUACGGGGCAGCCUUCAUGCUCUUGCUUGGGAUGGUCGGCAAGUUCAGCGCGCUCUUUGCAUCGCUGCCUGACCCUGUGCUUGGGGCCCUCUUCUGCACUCUCUUCGGGAUGAUUACAGCCGUGGGUCUGUCUAACCUCCAGUUCAUAGAUUUAAAUUCUUCACGUAACCUGUUUGUACUUGGAUUUUCCAUUUUCUUUGGACUUGUCCUUCCGAGCUAUCUCAAACAAAAUCCACUGGUGACAGGAAUAGCGGGCAUUGAUCAAGUAUUAAACGUUCUUCUCACUACAGCUAUGUUUGUUGGUGGCUGCGUUGCAUUUAUUUUGGAUAAUACCAUUCCAGGAAGCCCUGAAGAAAGGGGAAUACGAAAAUGGAAGAAGGGGGUUGGUAAAGGAAGCAAGUCACUGGAUGGCAUGGAAACAUAUGAUUUGCCUUUUGGCAUGAACUUUAUUAAAAAAUACAGGUGUUUCAGCUUCCUGCCCAUCAGCCCUACCUUUGUGGGUUACACAUGGAAAGGCUUCAGGAAAAGCAGUAACUGCAGGAGUUCAGACGAAGACUCAGAAGCUACAGUAUAGCCUUAGUUGAAAUGAUAUUAUCUAGUUGUAGUAAAAGAUGUAUUUGCAGUUUCUUGCUGAUUAAGAAGCAUUAAAAUAUAUGUUUUGUAUAUCUGCAUUUAAAUUCUGGAACCAGAGCUGAGACGGAUUUAACAAAAAAAAAAAAAAAAAAAAAAAAAAAAAAAAGCUUUCCUGUUGUGGGUGGUGGUAGCCAGAUCUAGUGUCUCUGGGUCAAAUUCACAAAUGCUCCCCAGUUUGAUUUUCAAAAGCUAUAGGUACCUGUGCAUCUAAGUCUGUUUAUUUUAAAUGGGGCUUAGGUUCCGCAAGUACGUAGGUGCUAUUGAAAAAUGUUCACUUUUAUGAUUAUUUUAUUUAAGUCGUUGACGCUGGCAUUUUUGGCGCGUUCAUUGCUGGCAAUGUUAGUUACGCCAGAAAAUUUGAAUCCUGUGAGAAGGUGGGGGAGGGAAAAAAAUUUCCUUCUAGUCAUGUCAAAUCUUCAGAUACAUUGUUCUCUACUCACUGAUUUGCACAUUCCAUAUUUUCAGCCCCCUGGAAACCAGACUUAGCAAAUCAUGAGAGUAUUUUUUUUGACUUACCGAUAGUUCAAGUCAGGUGUCCUGUGUUAAGACAGAAAGUUUCUGUAAUAACUUUGCCGUCGAAAGCUAUGACCGACUUCUGAUAACUUAGUGCUGUGGAAGGAACCACUCAUUUUGUGUCAGUUCACGUUUUUAAAGGUUGCCUUUUCUGCCUGGCAUUAAACCACCCAAUUCCAGCAUCCAGGCGCAGAUUUUCUUUAGAGGGAUGCACGUAGCUUCAGUUUUACAGAGGUGGGAAACUUUUAAUUUCCAAAUGGGACCUGGUAACAGUUUUUACAGUGCAACGCCUGUACCCAGCAAGACAUUGGCAGAAAAAAAAUGCUAAUUUGUUGCCUAAGCCAUUAACAUCUGUAUACACACAGCUUUUCCUGCAAGGAAAGCCAGGCGGUCAAAACACCGCCAGCAUUCGGUCAAAACGCUGCCGGCCUUUGCUGGUUUGGAUCCGUGCAGAAUUUUCUUGGUCUGAUAUCGAGAGCUGCUGCUGCCUACGAGCAGCUUACGUCUCAUUGCCUCUUCUUCUUCUCUCUUUGUGGGGCUUCUGCAAAAGCUCGUUACUGCUCCAGAGGUGAUCUUGAACGGCAGAGACACUACAUUUGAUGUCCUCAUCCGCUGGAUGGUUUAACGGGUAUUGGGUCCGAUCAGGGCACCAUUCAGAUUUUUUUUUUUUUUUUUUUUUUUUUUUUUUCCCUGGAAUAGUCUCAGCUCUGAUGUUAUGUGGGUGUUCAUGCUCAUCAUGCAUUCAUAAUUAAAAGUUUUAUUCAUGUUUAAUGUUCUUACUAUUGCAAGUUAGUUUUAGACUUCAGUGUGGCCCCAAAAGCAUUUUUAAGCUGUGGAGAUCAUCAGGGAAAUGUAGUGUAAUGUAAUUUCAAGGCCAGUAUGCUCUACGGUGCUUGCGUUUUGUAUUCCUGGAAAAAACAUUGACAGUAGAUCCUGUAAUUCACUAAUAUAUUUAUCAAAGUUUGACUACUGGACAGGAGCGCAGGAACUCUGUUUUCUCUGAGUUUACUUCCAGGUGAAUUUGUUCUUGGUUAUUGAAGCAUGGAAGGGUUGGGGUGGGGAGGGCAAGGAAAGAGCUUAACGGAUCAGUACUGAAUAGUGUAGAGUCGGAAUGAUUCCAUUGAUAGCGUUCUCAGCAUGCCAUGGCUGUUUCCAGAAACUAUUUUAUACCGCUUUUUUUCCAUAACAAAGCAUGUAUUUGUUCCUGCUUCAGGGAACUUUCAGUAGUUUGCAGUCUUGGUGUCAAUUGGACUAUCUCGAAAGCUGGUCGGAAGAGUUACUGUGUAGUAGACAAGGUUAGUUUGCCUGUGAAACAAAGUAAUUUUUGUCCUUUUUACCAUUUGUUAAAUUUUUCCUCUUCAGGUAGUUAGGCGUUAUAUUUCCACAUCCACUUGCAGAUAGUUUGAGUGCGGAGACCUCUACUCAGUGGCACAAAGCUUCCAAAUUUCCCAACUUUAUGUGCAACCAAAGACAUGGGGGAGAUAAAUAGAUAGAUAUAUAUAUAUAAGGAAAAAAAAAAACCAGCCACCUGUGUAUGGUGGCUGUAAUGAUGUAAAAUGCCAAAGGUGGUUAUCUUGUAAACGAUGAGAAAGGAAGGCAAGAGGGGUUUUUUUUUAAAAAUAAUUUUAAAUAAAUUGGUGCCACCUCGGAAAUACAGAAAUGUCGAGUCCAGCAAUGCUGCUGGGUGCGGAGCGCGGCAGUGCCACAUGUGUCCCGAGGCUUUGCUAACUUCUCCCCCCAAAUGUUCUCUUGAUAACUUCAAUGCUUACGCAGUCAAGAGACGAGGCGAUGAGAAACAGCAUUUGUCUUCUCUCCCCUUUGGCUGAAGUAACGCUGUGCGUGUUCUGUACUGCCUUCACUUGAGAAUUGCCAAGACGCUUCAGUCAGGUCACAAGGCAGUCAAUCCAAGGAUAUUUUUUUUUCUUCUCCCUGGAGCAGAACACCACUCCUUCCUCGCAGCUGUUGAACGGGUGAAGUCCGAUGACUCUGUUUAAGUGUUGGGUUUAAUUCUUUCCGUGACUUUGGGUCCUACCGUGCCCAUUCUGUUGCCUGGCCGAGAGAAGCGCGGUAGCAUUCAGCCGGCAUGUUUGCUUUUCUAAGCCACUUAACCUUGGUUAACACUAAAAUAAGUAGUUGUAGCGAGCAGUCGUUUUUGUAACCAAAUCUGUAUACGUAACAACUCUAUCCAUCGUAUUACGAGCACGAGUGGUUAACGAUGAGCCUCGGUUUUGCAAAGGCGAUCCGCUGAAGCACCUGUAAUGCGUAGCGAGGGGUUAGGAUGGAGUCAUUGGCAAUACCUUGCUGCUGCACCCGGGAUAUUGCUGUUACAGCGUGCGUCUCCCCAGGGCUGAGAGGUGAGCAAAGGACGCAGGUGCCUUGGAAAGAGAAGCUUCCCUUUCCCUUUCCAGAGCGUCCGAAACCAUCCCGGAGCCGCCACUCGAAGAAGAUGGCGUUGGUUUUCUUUGCGAGGGAAAUAACUCGGAAUCGUCCCCGGUUUUGUGCAGUUGCGGCGGGGCGAUUGUGGACCUUAAAAUCUUUUCUACACGGGGGUUUUUAGUGGCUGUGGUGAAAUGCCCUGGCCGGGGGAUGCACGGUGCGCAGCCGGGGCUGCCGUGCAGAUGCGUCGCAGAGCAUUAACGUGUGGUUUGGAAAAGUGUUUAAGCUUCCCGUUUGCCGGUGACGUCCAGGCUUUGAUGCGUAAGGGUGGCUGGGUGUAGAAAUCUGACUGUAAACGCAAUACUGUAUUUUUUUUCUCUGUAUGUUACUGCCUGCCUUUCAGACGGUGAAACUAAACAAAACCACGUAGGGAAGACGACACCCGAGAGGCGAGUUAAGAGGCGAUGAGAUGUUUCAACCAAACUUUUAAGACGGAAGGGCAAAUAUUCAUGGUAGAAAUCUCAUUUUGUCAUAUCAAGGAUGGUAUCAGUGUAUGCAAAACAAAAUAACUUGGAACUUUUGUAAUUGAUAUUCUAUUGUAUUAUUAUUUUUUUUUAGGUUAAAUUAAGAAUUCUUGCUAACAUGUUGAAACACGUUUUCUAAAGCAAAUACUUGCAAAUUAUACCUAUAGAAAUUUAGGUUUCAUAGCUAACAGCUAUGACUGAUUAAUGUUGUCAUAUUAGAGCGCGUUGGCGGAGGAACCGAAUCAGGUACCUCGCUCAGAAAGUUCAAACUUUAAACCCAGAAUUUGCUUUAUGCCUUUUCGUACUGACUUUUAAAUAUGGCAACUUGGUUUGUACAUGAAUAUUGCAGUAUUUUAUUUCCAUAUAUUAAAAAUAACAUUUCCGCUCAGGACAACGAUCGCCGUUUUCCUGGGAGGGAGUGGUAUGAUUGUCAUGACAAUGUCAUGUGAUGGUAGAAUUUCUUCAUUGACGAAUCUAUAGUAGUUGUGUAUACUUUAUUUACCCAUGUUUAUGUUCCUACCAAAAACUAAAGGGUUUCUUUAUUGUUCAUCUCCCUACUGAGAUCUCGGUACUCCCGAUGCAGAGGUGGCGCUUGCAGACUGCAAUCCUCAGUACUAUUUAUACCACCAGGAGCGUUAGUGGGUGCGAGCGGUCAUUUAUAGCAUCGCAUCCUUCAUAAAAAGCGGCGGAAACCGCAUCGUUUGUGGUAUAAGCAGCACUCCAGGCACACAUGGGUUACAACAGCCGGCUUCUAAUGGUUUGAGCGAGCCGCUGGAUGCUUACACGCAACCUAAACCAACCCGUGCUUAACGUAAUUUGUGUGUCGAUGUAGAAAAUGCAUGUGUGACAGACCAGCACAACCUACGGGGUUUCUUUUACGUGGCCUUUGUAAACCAAAAGCGACUUUUUUUGUCUUUUUUUUUUUUUUAAUUUUAUUUUAAGGGGGGGGGGAGCGGCGAGUCACUCAUUUUUUUGCAGAAAAUGUCCCGCUUUGGUGCAUGUCUCUUAGUAUUUCUCAAGGCUGACGGCCUUUUUGGCCGUGGGACGACAGGUACUCUGCGCUCUCGUGUUCCUGCAGCCGCGAUAGGGCAUUGCAGUAUUGGAGGAGGCCACGAGUUCGCCCGGUGUUUCGCUUCUGCCCAUGAGUCCGUACAGCUUCGUGCUGGGCUGCUUUUAAGUAUUGGGGAUCCGUGUUCAGAGCCAUCCAAAAUAUUCCUGUCUAGUUCUGAGUUGACUGUGACCGUGCGUUGUCAUCCGUACAUAUUGAUAUGAGAGAGGUAUUUAGAUUUGCCUUGUGUACUAUCUGGCAUCGACUACAUCUUUCCAGGUAAAUCAUCUUGCUGCCAGUCCAAAUUAUCGUACUUUUGUCUGUUUAUAACAACCUUUGGCGUAACAAACUAUUGACUGUUCUUAGGCAGUGGGGAUAAAUAUUAUUUUUUUUCAUGACUUUUUGUGACUGACUUUGGCUGUAAAACCUUUUCGUUAAACAGCAAGAGGUGGUUUGUGUUUUUUUUUGUUUGUUUCGUUUUGGGGGGGUUUGUUUUGUUUUGUUCCGAGAUGUGUAAUUCUUUUAUGGAGGUUAUUUUUUAUUUCGUAUUUUUUUUCUAACAUUGCUUCAUUAAACAAUUAAAUAUUUAAAAAUGUAAU